Messenger RNA from Salarias fasciatus (jewelled blenny), 5010 nucleotides. RefSeq names its product kinectin 1 (gene ktn1). Gene Ontology annotation, biological process: protein transport; microtubule-based movement. The transcript has 36 exons. Gene Ontology annotation, molecular function: kinesin binding. Bases 245 to 4129 code for a protein of 1294 amino acids. Gene Ontology annotation, cellular component: endoplasmic reticulum membrane. NCBI's taxonomy places the organism in Eukaryota, Metazoa, Chordata, Actinopteri, Blenniiformes, Blenniidae. The record is from RefSeq and is a predicted model, not a curated record.
GGUGACUUGUGCGUGUCGGUGUGCCACGACUCACAAAACGAGCGUUCCUUCGCCGCUCCGCUGUGACCCGCCCCCGCGGACCAGAAGCGGCCGACAGUCUGUGACGGACGGCGCAGCGGAGAGCCGCGCAGCAGACAGCCAGGCAGGCAGGAGCGGCCCCCGGGAAGUCAGGAGUCCUCCGGAGUCACCGCGCGGCAACGCCAUUUCACCGCAAGAUACGGGAGCAGCUAACUGAAGCUACAGAAUGGCGGUGGACAUCUAUGACUCGCAGUACCUGCUCAUCCUGGCCCCCUCCCUGGUCAUCGCCCUCAUGUUCCUCUUCUUCUGGCUCUUCAUGAAGGAAACCUCCUACGAUGAGGUGCUGGCGAAGCAGAAGCGCGACCUCAAGCUGCCGCCAUCCAAGCCAGACCCCCGGAAGAAGAGCGAGAAGAAGAAGAGCAAGAAGAAGGAGAGCGCCAGCGGAGGAGGAGGAGGAGGAGGCGGCGGCGGCGGCGGAGGGGAGUCGGAAGAAGACCUGCGGGAUUUCGAUUUGGCGGACGUGGCGAACAGCUCCACUCUGGAGGUGGAGGAAGAACCGGCGCCGGCGGUGAUACCAGAUCCCGACCCUCCGGCGCCUGCUGCCUAUGUGGCUACGUCAGCGACACCCGAGGCUCCCACCGGUCUGAGGGAGAGAAAGAAGAAGGAGAAGAAAGCUGCCAAAGCUGCAGCCGCCGCUGCUGCUGCCGCCGCCGCCGCCGCCACCACCGCAUCCUCCUCUGAUGAACCCGAAGUCAACGGCUCCAAACCAGUCAGCCGCAAGACGGAGGCGCCGCUGACUGCUAGCAAGCAGUCCGGUCCACAGCUGGAGGCCCCGGUCCAGGCCCAGGUCCAGGCCCAGGUCCAGGCCCAGGUCCAGGCCCAGGCUCAGGCUCAGGCUCAGGCUCAGGUCCAGACCCAGGCUCAGGUCCAGGCUCAGACUCCUCCACAGACCUCUGGGAAGAAGAAGGACAAGAAGAAACAGAAAACAGAGCCUGUGGCCGACCAGCAGCCGGAGGUUAAAGCCGAGAAGGCGCCGGCGGCCGUCAAGAAGGAAGCUCCCGUUGUGGCUGAAACUAAAGCGGUGGACGGCGCGCCUCAAGUCACCACCGGCGGCAAGAAGAAGAGCGCCAAGAAGCAGAAGGCCGAGCCUGUCGAUGAAGCGCACAUUUUGGCAGAUUCAGCAGCGAACCACCAAGCGGCUCACAACAACGACGCGCCGUCCAAAGGAUCCAAGAAGCAGAAGAAUGAAACUGAUCGAGAGAACACGGGGGUGAAGCUGAAGGAGCUGCUGUCCGGCCUGUCCAGCCUGACGCUGUCCGAGGCCGAGGCCGUCAGCGUGAUCGCCCUGCUCCGGGAGAAGAGCCCUCGCGCCCUGGAUGCCUGGCACAAGUCCGCAGCCCGACCGGACCCGGCGGCGCAGGAGCGAGAGAAGCUCCUCACAACCCUGCAGGAGGAGGCCUCCAUCGCCAAGGACAAAGUCAAACAGCUCAGCCAGGAGCUCCAGGUUGAGAAGCAGAAAACGGGCCGAGUGGAGGCCAUGAUGAGAGAGCAGCGCUCGGCCAUGGAGAAGGAGCUGGGGGGCAUGCAGGCCAAAGCGCAGGGCAGCUACCAGGAGCUGCAGACCAUGCAGAUCAAAUUUCAGCAGGUGAGGGAGCAGCUGGAGAGCCAGAUCAAUCGCCUGCAGCAGGAGAACGGCAUCCUGAGGGACGCCGUCAGCUCCGCCACCAACCAGAUGGAGAACAAGAAUUCGGCCGAGCUCAACAAGCUGCGCUCGGAGUACGCCGGCCUGAUGAAAGAGCUGGCAGACAACAACGGCAAGCUGCAGCAGGAGGAGCACCAGAGGAAGUCGCUGGAGGUUAGCUACAAGCAGAACGUGUCCCAGCUGGAGGCUCAGCUGCAGGACGCUAAGAGACGCUGGGAAGAACUGCAGAACUUCCUCCACACGGUCAACGCAGAGCGGGAGAAUCUUCAGGGCGCCAAGCAAGAGCUGCACAGCCAGCUGAUGGCGAUGGAGACGGAGAUGAACAACAAGAACAAGGAGAUCCAGACUCUGCACGGCAGCCUGACUGACGCCAUGGUCUCCAAGGAGCGGCUGGAGCAGAGGGUGAUGGAGCUCAUGGAGAUGUCCAAGCACAGCAUGCCGGACGACUCGGUGCAGGCCCGGGUGCAGGAUCUCGUGAAUGAAAACCAGGGUCUUCAGGUCCAGAACGAGAGCCUGCAGGCUCAGAUCUCCUCACAGGCCUCACACGUCUCCCACAUGGAGGAGCUACAGAAGCUACUGGCGGAGAAGGAGCUGCAGCGGAAGAGUCUGGAGGAUUCUCUCAAUGCGGAGCGGAGCAGCGGGGCCAGCAGGGAAACCAACAUGCAGGCGCUGCACAAUGAGAACGGGUCCCUGAAGGCAGAGAUUCAGAGUCUGCAGGCACAGAUUUCUGAUCAGGCUGCAUCCCAGAUGGCUUUCGAUCAGUUUCAGCAGAGCAUCCGAGAGAAAGAGGAGAGCAUAAAGACUGUAGAGGGUCUGCUGGAGAAAGGGCUGAUCGAGGUGGCAAAUAAAAAGGAGGAGCUCAAGACUGUACAAGAAGAGAACGAGGGUUUGAAACAGGAAGUGGAGAACUUGAAGAGGAGAACAGCAGAGCAGGCGUCGUCGGAGUCAACAGUGGAUGAACUACAAAGCAGGAUCCAAGAGAAGGACGAGCAGCUGAAGUCGGUGGAGGAGAGUCUCCGGGCGGCUCAGGACAGCAGCUCCGCCAAAGACGAGACUGUCAAGGCCCUGGAGCAGCAGUUGGCUUCCCUGCAGGCAGAAACGGAGCAGCUGAGACAGAAGGAGGCGGCGGAGGAGCCGACCGGCUCCGGCCCUCAAGUCCAAGAGCUCCAGACUGAGCUGACGGCGAAGGACCAGCAGGUCCAGAAGCUGCAGGCGGAGCUGGAGGCGCUGACCCAGGAGCUGAGCCAGAAGGCGGAGCAGCUGAACCAACAGCAGUCUCACAUAGGAGUGCCAAGCCCGGAGCUGCUCACAGCGUUGACGGAGAAGGACGCCCAGCUGUCCGGCCUGCAGAGCGAGCUGGCGGAGCUGAGGGACUCUCUGGAGCUCCACAGGAAGAAGAACAACGAGCUCCGGGAGAAAAACUGGAGUGCAAUGGAAGCUCUGUCAGCCACCGAGUCCAUGCUUCAAGGAAAAGUCAGCAAAGCCGUCAAGGAGAACCAGACGGCGCUGGCAGCCUCUCAGGCCGAGUGUCGAGACGUUCUACAAAGACUGCUUCCCCACGUGCCUCUGCCCUCCGAGCAGGACCAUCAGGAGUGGCUCCAAAGAUUUGAGAGAGCAGCAGCUGAAUCCUCCGCUGCACAGUCCAGCCCUGCAUCAGGUGACUCCGAGGAACUGACCGAGAAGCUGAGAGAAGCCGAAGAAGCCCAGAGGAUUUUACAGAAGGACUGUGAGACGUACAAGAAGGUGUUGGCCGAGACGGAAGGCAUCCUGCAGCGCCUCCAGAGCAGCGUGGAGCAGGAGGAGUCCCGCUGGAGGGUGAAGCUCGAGGUGUCGCAGGGCGAACUCCGAGAGAUGAGCCAGAAAGUCGCCGGUCUGGAGCAGGAGAUCGAGAGACUAACUGAUGGCGCUGAGCUGGAAAAUCUGAGGAGAGAAAAGCAGCACUUGGAGACCGAGCUGGAGCGGGCGGAGCAGCAGAGCGCCACCUACGUGUCGGAGGUCCGAGAGCUCAAAGAUCUGUUGACUGAAUUGCAGACCAGGCUUGAUGGCUCAUAUACAGAGGCUAUCAGACAGAAUGAGGAGCUGACUUUGUUGAAAACUCAGCUGACUGAAACGCUGUCGAAGCUGGAGGCCGAGGAGAACGAGAGGCAAACGGUGGCUGGAGACCUGUACAAGGCGCAGCAGUCUCUGGACCUGAUCCAGGGGGAGCUUUCCAAAGUGACGGACAACGCCGACGACCUGAUCGAGAACAGCACGCUGUCCUCGCAGAGAGAGGACAUCGACAGAAAGGAGAAGAUGACUGCAGGCCUGAACCAGACGGUCAGAGAGCUGCAGCAGCUGCUACAAGCCGUCAGCCGGCAACUCACUAAAGGCCAGGAGGGGGAGGCCGACAAAGAUCUGCCCAAGGUAUAGUCGGAGGAGGGCCGACGCCCACGUCUGAGCUCCGGUCUGAUCACUACCGCAUCACGCCAUCACGUCACACCCCGCCACCUCUCCCCUCCUGACCUCUGACCUCCGCCACCUCUCCUGUACUGUAGGCAGCGUCAGACUCUGCACUGGUAAAGCACUCGCAGGCAGAAGUUACUGUUAAUUCCACAAACUCCAGGCACUGUACACACAUACACACACACACACACACACAUACACACACACACACACACACACACACACUACUCCACUCCCACCACAUUCCUUUUCUUUAGCAGCAUCUCCAGUUGAUUUUCUUCAUGCAGCAUCAUUUGUAUUCAUGUGUGGAAACCAUUCCUCUGUUCUUCAGUCACGUCCUUCUCGAUCCCGCAGUAGUUUUCUUGUCGAUGCCAAUUUCCAACUCCACUCAACAAACUUUUGGGUUUUCCAGUCCUCCUUUCUUUUCUUCUUCUUCUUCUUCUUCUUAACUUAAAGAUGUGUAUUGUUUAAAUGUACCAGUUAGGACCUGCUGAAAUACACUAUGUCGUUGAUCCGUCUGCCUCCUCGUGAGAAGAGCGUCGUCGUCGUGCAUUCGUAGAUCCGUGCACGCCCCGUGGCUCGGAGCCGGGCGGGAGAGGUCACUGCGUGACUGGAACUGUGGAGAGAUGCGUGGACACGUUGUAGUUGGAGUCUGUACUGCAGCUCCUGUGUCAGCAGUGUAGAGAGUUUCAGUCCUCCUGCAAACUACCCUAGGAAUAAGCGUCCCAUAUCAUCUGUAAUCAGCACUCGCUAUUCUGUUGCUAAAUUCAUUAACACUGAAGAUUUUAUUCUUUUUGUAAUGGGUGAUGUUAAUAAAAGGGAUGCUUGAUUAAAAAAAAAAAACCUGU